AUGGCCUUCAGAGUAGCCUCGGCAGCGACCUUGAUGGGGUCGGGCGCGGUUUCAGCGGAUGAAAGGGUCGCAAGAGCGGCGAGGAGCAACGGAGCCAAGCCGCACGUUGUUCGGACAGUCGCGACACACACCGACGGUACUGUGGGCGUGGGUUUCGUGGGCAAGCUGGAGAUCAGGACGUCGGUCUCGUGA
This is a messenger RNA of Peronospora matthiolae, 192 nucleotides long. The record is from the annotation of a GenBank genome assembly. Lineage: Eukaryota; Oomycota; Peronosporomycetes; Peronosporales; Peronosporaceae.